AUGAAACCAAAGCAAGGGGAGCGGCAGGGGGACCUCCUACCCCUCUCAUCAUCGUUCCAACGUUCUCCACAGUCCCCGAUCAUAACACGACCCCUCCCCUCUCUUCUUUCCCUUUGCCUUCCUUUGUUGCUUUCUUUUCGUACGAAUCACUCUUUCACAGAAAGGGGAGGAGAGUUUUCGUAACAGAAGUGGAGAAAUUUCGCUCCUAUUUUGCUUUACAUGAGAAGCGGACUUUGCGGAAACAGCAGCGCCUAAUGGGCUCUCGGGUCUGCUGCUGCUUGUCGUGAAGACGAUUCCUUCUUGGUUCUCUCGUUUGGCGUGGGAAAGGACGGAGCUUGUUAGUGUGGGGUGAUUGGGGCAAGUAAAGGGAGGUCUUUGCUGCUGCUGCUGCUGCUGCUGCUGCUGCGGCUUCUUGUCCUUUGUCAGGGUGUCGAAGUGUUUAAAGGUGCUUCUUUGUGGAGCCCUGGAGGUCUUGUAGGCUUCUAUUUUUCCCCCUCUCUCCAUGAAAGAUAUGGCGGAAGGAGGAGGAGCCAAGGUUCGAGUGGUUCGGUGCCCCAAGUGCGACAAGCUUCUCCCCGAGCUUCCUAAUUUCUCUGUCUACCGAUGUGGUGGUUGCGAUGCUACUCUUCAAGCAAACAAACAAACUCGGGUAUCAGAAGCUUUUUCGGACAAAUUUGAUGAAGAAACGUUCAGCUAUAUGGAGGUCUCGGAAAGUGCUGACGAGAAGAAGGGGGCGGUUUUCGACACACGCUUGGGGACCGACUGUAAGGACGAUAGAGCUGAUUUCAGGAGGGAGGAGAUAUUAGUUCGCGACAAAGGGGCAGUUUCUCACAGUCAUUCUGCCUCUGGAAGCGAACAUGGUGUUGUUCUGAAGGAAUGCAACACCUCGAGAAUGGAUGAUCAUCCCAAAGGGAGCAGAACAGAGGGCAGAGAUGAUAAAUAUCGGCGCGAAUCUAAAGCACGAGUUAGCGAUUUCGCUCCCAUUGGGAAUGAAUUGAUUAAAUCAGGCAUGGAAGGCGAAGGAGUAACCAAAUCACCAGCUGAAGACAACAAUGGGCAUCACAGAACUCAGCAAGCACAAGUCCAGAAGGGUGAGGACAGGGACAGAGCACCCAGGGCUCCAAUGGAUGGUCUUUAUCCUGAUGAAGGUCCAUCCAACUACUAUAGGAAUCCAAGGUGUAGGCAUGGUGAUGGUGAGCGUGAUGGCAGGCAGAAUAAAGCUUCCUACCACGAUCAAGGCCGAGAGGAGCUUCUGAGAUUGCUUGAUGAAUUGAAAGAUCAGGUGCAAAGAACCUGUGAGGUCACAGACAAACAAAGUGCAACUGUUCCUCCCAUAAACCGAAUGGCAACUUCAACUUCUUAUGGCCAUCAGGGUGCUUGGUUUCAUGAAAGCUCUCCACCAUUGAACAGGAAUGCUUCGCAGCGUUCUUCAUAUCUGAGCACACAGAAUAUGGACAGGCCAAAUUUUCAUUCUACUAUGCCAGCACAGAACGAUGUUCCUGUAUAUGAACAGCCAGUAACACAUGGAAGAGCUCCCUUUCACCCACCUGUUCACUACCCUCAAAGGAAAUUUGACACUUAUCCUUAUGGACAGUUUGAUCCCGAUCCUGUCAUCCCUUGUCAUCAUGAUGAUUUUUACCAUCGACCUGCAUGCUCAUGUCCACAUUGCUACCACAGACAAUUCUCACUGCCUCUUCAAUGCCCAGCUGCCAUCAUUGGUCAUCAGGAGGUUCCAUAUCAUGUGAACAAUCAAGGGUUCUACCCCAUGGAUGGUCCCUCGAUUUUUGGUGGAAGAUAUAAUUCAAGAGUUGCAAAUGCUCCUUUGCAUUCAUGUGAGUCACAAACCCUCCCAAGAACUGUUUUCAGUAAGAAGAUUGGACGUUCUUGUCAUCCCAUAGCUGGUGCUGCCCCCUUUGCUGUAUGUUAUAAUUGUUUUGAACUGCUGCAGCUACCUAAAAAAUCUUUGCUGGUGGAGAAGAGUCAGUUUAAGCUGCGGUGUGGGUCCUGCUCUAAGGUAGUCUCAGUUAAGCUUGAUGGAAGUAGACUCGUUGCUUCUUUCCCUGCAUCAAACUCACAUGCAUCAUCACUAAACAAUAAUGCUAGCCCAAGCAAUGGUGUCCAUUCGUCAGACGAGAAGAUCCUUCUGCCUUACAGUUUUGAUGUUUCUGAUCAUGGUUUCGUCGAAAAAGAAAAUGGUUUGAAUUUUAGUGAUCCAGGGAAAAUGCAAGGGAUGUCCUCAUCCUCCAGUAUGUCUGGGCAUGUUGAGAGCCCAGAAAGUGUGAUAUCUCAUAAGGAUGUUCCCAGCUCUGCAGAGAUUCCCCUAGAAGCUGCAGCGACUUCACAUGCCCCAAGUUUACCACUUCGUGAGCAUUUUGGAUACUCAUUGUCUGAUCAACUAGUUGAUGGGCCUGGAAAGGGAGCCAGGAGUCAACGUUCCAAUCAAGAGAGGAGCAUAUCCUUAGAUGGAAAUUUUAAGCAAAAGUCAGUAAAAGAUGCACCUGUGGCAACUGAGGUGGAUUUGUCUUCUGAUGAGUAUCCAACUGCUGGUUUGUCUCAAGAUUCUUGGGAUAUGAUAAGCAAAGAGGAAGUUCAACAUAAAGUUGUUAAGGGUGGUGACUCAUUCCUUGCUGGUUUUAUAAAAAAGAGCUUUAGAGAUUUCUCUCGAUUCAACCAAUCCUUGGGGCAUGGUAGAGCUAAAGUUUCAAUUAAUGGUCAUCCUAUUCCAGAUCGAUUAGUUAAGAAGGCUGAAAAGCUAGCUGGACCAGUCUAUCCUGGUGACUAUUGGUAUGACUAUCGUGCUGGAUUCUGGGGUGUAAUGGGGAACAAAUGUCUUGGCAUAAUUCCUCCAUUUAUUGAAGAGUUCAAUUACCCCAUCUCCAAAAAUUGUGCCAGUGGCAAUACCGGUGUUCUUGUUAAUGGGAGAGAACUUCAUCAGAAAGAUUUGGAUUUGCUUGCUGGUCGGGGACUCCCAACUACUGCAGGUCAAUCUUAUAUAAUUGAGAUUUCUGGAAAAGUUUGGGAUGAAUCUUCUGGUGAAGAGCUAGAUAGUCUUGGCAAGCUUGCACCAACGGUUGAGAAAGUGAAACAUGGGUUUGGCAUGCGGGUUCCAAGAGUCUAUCUGGAGAUACAGUCUUGAUGGUGACAGCCAUUAUAUAAUCCACAAGCGUAUUAAUCCUUGCAGAGGCAUGUGACAACUUCUUGAGUUUGUGUUGUCCUGGAGAUUGAUUAAGAUGAUUCCGAUGAUAUAUCUUAAUAUUAAGCCACCAGAAGUCUUUCUGUAUACCAUUAUUUCUAGAUCUGGCAUUUUCUGAUUCUCAGCACUUGCUUGAUCUAUUGAAUCCUUUGCCAUUUUGCUUUUUUGUUUUUUUUUUGAUUUUUUGGCUAAAUUUGUUUGUGCUUUCUUUAUGAAACAUCGAGGUCAAUGUAGUUUGGUUUUGACAGUGUUCAUAAGUGUGCGUGUGGUAUCUAUGUUUAUCAUUAAUUUGGGUUC
Elaeis guineensis (African oil palm) is the source of this 3490-nucleotide messenger RNA. RefSeq lists its product as uncharacterized. Lineage: Eukaryota; Viridiplantae; Streptophyta; Magnoliopsida; Arecales; Arecaceae. Gene Ontology annotation, biological process: regulation of defense response to fungus. The record is from RefSeq and is a predicted model, not a curated record.